Onychostoma macrolepis is the source of this 1529-nucleotide messenger RNA. It is a transcript of the gene nkx3.3, whose product is annotated as NK3 homeobox 3. Lineage: Eukaryota; Metazoa; Chordata; Actinopteri; Cypriniformes; Cyprinidae. Gene Ontology annotation, cellular component: nucleus. Gene Ontology annotation, biological process: regulation of transcription by RNA polymerase II; cell differentiation. Gene Ontology annotation, molecular function: DNA-binding transcription factor activity, RNA polymerase II-specific; RNA polymerase II cis-regulatory region sequence-specific DNA binding. The transcript is spliced from 2 exons. The coding region runs from base 296 to 1015 and encodes 239 amino acids. The record is from RefSeq and is a predicted model, not a curated record.
GGUAUUCAAUUCUACACGUCUAUUUUAGAGGGAGGAGCGAAAUGCUCCAGUAAGCUCAUUGGCAACGAGUCUGGAAAGGAAAGAGAAGAAACUGAUGCACACAUGACAUUUUCUGACACUUUGCUCGUUGAUUGGGUCUGGAGACGUUUUGCCGCAAUUAAAUGACACGCAAAGAGGAAACCAAUUACACAGCGGACUAAUUCACCGCCAUGAAAGCGCAGGAGCUUCCCAGAUAAAAGCGCAAAACUGCAGGCCAUCGGAAAUCGACGAGCGGGUUACGUAGGUUAUGUUUUAAAUGGCGAAUAACCGCACCUCCUUUUCCAUUCACAACAUAUUAAACCGAGGACUUGAUUGCGAGAAAAAUGCCGGUCUCGUUGAGGAAUACGCAGAAGAGCAGGAGGCGCGGGAUUGUUCAAGCUCUUCUCUGCCGGUGGAGAACGCCGGAGCCGAGAGCAUCUCUUCCUGUGUGCUCGUGCUGGACUCCUCAUCCUCCGACCAGCAUUCAUGUGAGGAAGGAUCAACAGGAGGAGAAGACAAUUCACUAGAAAGACGGCACGAUCACGACAAGGACCAAGAGAAACCACAGAGCUGCAACUUUGAAGACAACAACGCCAAAUCGAGCAAAAAAAGGUCACGGGCAGCAUUUUCUCACGCACAGGUGUACGAGCUGGAGCGCCGCUUUAACCUGCAGCGGUACCUGUCCGGCCCAGAGCGGGCCGACCUGGCAGGAGCGCUCAAACUGACCGAGACGCAGGUCAAGAUCUGGUUCCAGAACAGGAGAUACAAAACUAAACGGCGACAAAUGGCAGCCGAGCUCACAACAACUCCCACGACAACCCUGGCAAAGAGAGUGGCAGUGAAAGUACUGGUGAGAAACGACCAGAGGCAAUACAACGCCGAGGAGCUGCCCAGUCCGUCUGUUCCUCCAUUAUACCAGUCAUUCCCUUACUAUCCUUACAUGUUCUGCUUCCAGCCGUGGAUCUCAGGAAACACUUUAAGUGGUGGCCUGUACUGAUUUACCGGAGUUGUAGCAUCAUGUGGAAAGUGACUGUGGAGACACAAACUGUCAAAAUAAGGCUAAAGAGUAAACAAAACUGCUAUUCCUCCGUGGAUUAUCAAAGCUGAAACUAUAAUAAACUAUGACCAUGAAACCAAAAGAGGAAUAUGAUAUACUGAUGUUCAUUUCAAUAAUGAUCAUUAAGCCAAAGCAAAGACAAUUCACACAAACUAGUUUCUAUCAUUUGUAGUUAUAUCUGUCUUUUUUUAUUGUUGUACAGUAAUGCAUUUGGACAAAUAUGCACACUUAAAAUCUAUGAAUUAUAUUGCUUUAGAUAAAACGAUAAAACCAAAAAGUGGUAUCUGCAAACAAACGAUGCUUACUUUUUGAUGCUAUUUUUAAUAGAUGUAGAUGUUUUGACAAAGUCAGAAAGUGUCUAAUAAUUUGAAACCUACACUGUAAAAAGUGAAAGUUGACUUAACUUAAAAAAAUUGAGCAAACCCGUUGCCUUAAAAUUAAGUACAUAAUAAUA